UUCUUCUCCCCGAUCACUCCUCCUUCUUGAUAUAAGGUUUGUGUCCGCCCUUCCUCUCCAUUUACUAAUCGGCCAUUUCAUGUAGAAUUUGUGAAGAACCAUUUAAUGUGCCGUCCACGGACCUUUUGGAACAAAGCUUGAACAAAACCCAUCCUGUUAUUUUAUAAAAGACAAAAGUCAGAUUCUCACAAAACUCCAAUAGAUUAGGUGUUUGCGGCCGGAGUCGCUUUUUUUUUUCCAUUCGAAGUGACCGUGGUUGUUGUUCAGAGGAAAAUGAUUGAAAUUGGAAGACCGAGAAAUGGCUUUUCAGAAUCAGGAGACAAGUGGAAUAAAAAGAACCAGAAGGACCGAAGGAGUAAUGGGUCCAGAAUUCCAAGUGAAGAUGAAAUUCAUAGAGACUUUGUCAAUCUCCAGAACUCUGAUGAAUUUCUGAAGAAACUGUCCAAAAUGGUAGAGAAGUACAGAAAUAAAGAAGUAACUUUAAAAGGCACAUGGGUCAUGAGAAUUGGUGGGCUCGAGGACACUGUCCUUUGGGGAAGAGAAGAGAUGAUUGAAGCCUGGGAGGAGCUCUACCUGCCCGAGAGCGAGAAGAUGGUUGUGUUUGGUGCCAUUGACAAUGUCCCCUGCUUGGCCAUGGGGCAGCAGCUCAUCCUGAUGGUAGACAGCAAGGGCAAUGUCUACGCCUAUGAAAAUGAGGUGCUGCACCAUGUGACGCGCAGCUUAGAGGACUUCUUCGAAGAUGGGUUCUCUUUACCUUGGAUCAAAAGCUAUGAAAAGGGAAGCUACUGUGAACCACUGACUGAAGAAGAAUACCUGGAAUUCCAGCAACGUGAAGAAAUUCAAGAGAUCAAGAGACGGACGCAGGAAUAUGUCGAAAGUAAAAAGGAGGAGUUUGAGGAGAUGGCCGCCUUCUUUGACAGAAUGUUGGAGAAGACGGGGAAGCUAAAUUAAGCCAUUGGGCAGGCAAGCUGGCUUGUUGGCUUAAAUGGUGACUGUGGUCCUAAGCAAGAUCCAAAACAGACUUGACUCGACGUAGGUCAGAAAGUAGCACUGAGAGGAGAAAACCGUUCCUGACCUCCUGAGCCUUGAUGAUAUGUGGGGCAGGUGGAGCCCAAUCGUUCUGGCAGGACCAGGAUUCCCUAAGAAGGGAAGCAGGGUGGGGUAUGGGGUGGUUUUAAAUUUGCUGGGGAUGUCCUGGCUUUGACACACUGCACAACAAUGCAGUGGCUUCCCAGCCAGCCGUGAUCUCGGAGAGCUGUCACUCAUAGUGAGAUGGUCGAGCUCAUUCGCCUGCUGCCUUGGAUUUGGAGAGAGAAUGAAAGGCAGGUAAGAUGUGCAUCAGGUGUUACGCAGGAAGCAUGUGUUCAGUGUCUUAGGAGUGAGCCAAACCAGUGCCGUGACCUAGACAUGACCCUCAUGCUCAUAGUAUAGAUCAGCGACUCAGUGCUGAAAAGAGUGGUUGGUGUCAUACUUUACAAUGAGGUGCAUUGCACCUUUAUCUGUAAAUAAAAUAUUUUCUUAAAUAAAAUGUGUCAAAAACCA
Lepisosteus oculatus (spotted gar) is the source of this 1542-nucleotide messenger RNA. RefSeq lists its product as uncharacterized. NCBI's taxonomy places the organism in Eukaryota, Metazoa, Chordata, Actinopteri, Semionotiformes, Lepisosteidae. The record is from RefSeq and is a predicted model, not a curated record.